AUGAAUUGGGUCGAACCACAUCCUAAGCGCUUACCUACCCCAAACGAAAUCCUUCGGAUCAAGGAUGAAGUCGCGUUACUCGACUUUGAGAUAGCAUCUCUAUAUACAUACCUGCGUGAAUUGGAGAGAGAUCGUGACAAUAAAGCUUCAUUCGUCGCUCCAAUUCGUCGUAUACCGCCAGAAAUACUGGGCGACAUCGCGAUGGCCUGCUUGCAAGUCGGAAUACCCCCUUAUAUACUCAGUCAAGUAUCCUCAUUAAUGCGUGAUGCGGUCAAUGGAAUGAAGAAACUAUGGUCAUCUAUACAUUACUUCGUGCCACGAGGUCAGAAUAUGGCGGACAAGGACCUGACAGUAACGCCUGUAAGCCGGCCCUUUAUGCGAGAUACAUCAGUGCAUAUGGUAUUGAGCUUGCUUGGCGGCUCGCCCAUUUCCAAGCAGAUCCUAGCUAUUUCGCCUA
Acaulospora colombiana is the source of this 457-nucleotide messenger RNA. The record is from the annotation of a GenBank genome assembly. NCBI's taxonomy places the organism in Eukaryota, Fungi, Glomeromycota, Glomeromycetes, Diversisporales, Acaulosporaceae.